AUGGAUACAAUCAAACUCCAACUUUACACGAAAGCUGAUUGCCCUCUUUGCGAUGAAGCGAAGGAAUCACUUGAACCGCUCGCAGCGCAGCUUCCAAUCCAGAUUGAAGAAAUUGACAUCACGGCAAACUUGGGGCUAUUCACAAAAUAUAAAGAGCUGAUUCCUGUGCUUGAGUUGGAAGGGAAACGGUUGUUUGUGCAUCGGAUCCAUGUGAAAGGCCUCAAGCGAAAAUUGAUGUGGCGGCGGUGGCGGCGGUGGUUCAUUGACAAGGGAAGGAGGUCUACUUAUAUGGCAGAUGUAGGAAGUGCUGCGCCUGAUUUUACACUCACAGGUACUCUCGGUUCCGAAGAUACAGAGAUUCCCGAUUUUAAUGAAAAUGUCGAUGAGAUUCGCGCGAAAAAUGCUGAAAUCAUUGCGAUAAAUCGUGAUUCAGCGUUUGCACAUAAAGCGUGGAGUGAGCAUUUGGGCGGCGUUAAGUUCCCGCUCUUGGCGGACAUGAAUCUUGCCGUGUCAAAGCAGUUUGGGAUGGCGCUUGAAGAGGUCGGCAUCACGAACCGCGGCGUUAUCAUUAUUGAUGCGGAAGGCAAUAUCGCUUUCAAGCAUGUUGAAGAUGCGCCACCGGACAACACCCUUGCCGUGAAUCAG
Messenger RNA from Geodia barretti, 645 nucleotides. The record is from the annotation of a GenBank genome assembly. NCBI's taxonomy places the organism in Eukaryota, Metazoa, Porifera, Demospongiae, Tetractinellida, Geodiidae.